Messenger RNA from Asparagus officinalis (garden asparagus), 1305 nucleotides. RefSeq lists its product as uncharacterized. The record is from RefSeq and is a predicted model, not a curated record. The transcript has a single exon. Lineage: Eukaryota; Viridiplantae; Streptophyta; Magnoliopsida; Asparagales; Asparagaceae. Gene Ontology annotation, molecular function: catalytic activity. The coding region runs from base 1 to 1305 and encodes 434 amino acids.
AUGCAUCUUGCUAUUUGGAACAUAAGAGGAUUUAAUAAAUCCUCCAAGCACAAGAUAGUAAAGCAGUUCAUACAAGAAUAUGAUAUAUCAUUAAUAGGCCUUCUGGAAACUAAACUUCAUGAAAAUAAGCUGAAAAGGAUAGUUAUGCAAAUUACCAAAGACUGGAAAUGGACUUCUAAUGUGCAUGAAGCCAGGAAUGGAAGAAUUUGGAUUCUAUGGGAUUCUGAUAUUUUCAAUGUUCAAGUAUUAAGCUCAACUGAUCAACACAUUACUUGCACCAUUGAUUCCAAAAAUGGGAAGUUCUCUAGCUUGUGUACUAUUGUUUAUGCUCAGAAUCAAAUGGCUAACAGAAAGACCCUUUGGAGAGAUCUUCUGGCUCUUAAAAACAAUGUCAAUGGUCCCUGGGUCAUUGGAGGGGAUUUCAAUACAAUUUCUAGCUAUGAUGAAAAGAUUGGAGGUAUACCAGUUUCUGAUACUGAUAUAGAGGAUUUUCAAAAUUUCAUCAGUGCAAGUCAUUUACUUCAUCUAAAAUCAAUUGGAUGCUACUUCACAUGGAAUAAUAAACAGGAUGCUGAUAACAGAAUCUGGUCUAAAUUAGACAGAUGCUUGGUUAAUGAGGAUUGGAUCCAUCAAUAUACAACCAGUCAAGUGGAGUUUCUGCUGCCUAGAUGUUCUGAUCAUUCUCCUGCCUUGUUAACUAUUGAAGAUGAUGCUAUAAAGGGUAAAAGGCCAUUCAAAUUCUUCAACAUGUGGGUAAAACAUCUUGAGUUCAUCCCUACAGUCAAAAAAGUCUGGGAGCAAAACAUUGAAGGUUACAAAAUGUACAGUUUCCACACAAAGCUCAAGAAGUUAAAGCUUGCUCUCAAAGAACUGAACAAGAAGCAUUUUAUGAAUAUAAGUGAACAAGUGCAUAGAGCAAAAGAUGAAUUAGCUGAUACUCAAAGGCUGUUAAAUGGUGAUCCCUUCAGUUCAGAUUUGAUCAAUAGAGAAAAGGAGUGUAUCAAAAAAUAUGACAGAUUACUGGAAUGUGAAUCUUCCUUCUACAAGCAAAAAGCUAAUAUCAGUUGGAGUUUAGAAGGAGAUAAAGGCUCUAAAUUCUUCCACUCUAUCAAGAAAAAGAAAAGACAUCAUAAUAGAAUUCUUACGCUAUAUAAUGAAAGAGGAGAUAGAAUCACUGAUAAUGAGGGUAUUAUAUCUGAAAUUGUUGGAUAUUACAACAAAUUGCUGGGAACCUCAGUCCCUACAUCUGAUCCUGAUCCGAUGGUGAUUGCUAAUGGACCUCUCCUCUCACAUGAUCAGAGUUAA